AUGUCCAACGAAGCGAAGAUGGCACCUGCUCUGGAAGAAAAGAACGCAAUCGCGCCUGUAGCAACCGACCCUAUGUAUGAGACUGGGGAAGUCCUUAAGGUUGAUCUGGAUGCCGAUCCGGCUUUGGCAGUUCUAUCAGGUGGAAUACUCGAGUACACGGAAGAGGAAGGAAAGAGUGUGUUAUCUAAAAUUGAUUGGCAUAUACUCCCUAUUCUCUGUUGGAUUUACGCCAUCCAAUUUGCCGACAAGAUUAGUCUAAACUAUGCGUCUCUCAUGGGAAUCCGAGUAGACACGCAUCUAGAUCCGAAUUCCCAGCAAUAUAGUUGGGUAUCUAGUAUCUUCUACGCCGGAUACCUUUUAUGGGAAUUUCCAACAACGUACCUGCUUCGACGUCUUCCUGUUGCAAAGUACACCUCCUCCAACGUCAUAAUCUGGGGUGUUGUCCUCACCUGCCAUGCCGCAGCAGCAAACUAUGCCGGGCUUCUCGCGCUUCGAUUCUUCCUUGGACUGUUCGAGGCGACCAUCACUCCUGCCUUCGUUCUGAUUACAUCCAUGUGGUACAAACAGAGUGAACAAGGUCAACGCAUGGGCUAUUGGCUCGCUUGCAACGGCAUAACUCUCAUUGUUAUGGGACCCAUUGGUUAUGGCCUGUCGGCAAUCACGGAUUCUUCACUCGCAUCCUGGAAAAUCCUUUUCUUAAUCCUCGGUCCUUUGACAAUCGCUACUGGCGUCUUUUGCUUGUGGUAUCUGCCGGAUAAUCAGACCAAAGCCAGAUUUCUCAAUGACCGCGAACGACAAGUUGCAGUUGAACGGAUUCGUGAGAACUUUCAAGGUAUUGGUUCCCGAGUGUGGAAGUGGUACCAAUUCCGAGAGGCAUUCAAAGACCCGAGAACCUAUCUAUAUGUGCUAUUCUCGUUGUUGAUGAACAUUCCAAAUGGCGGCAUCACAACAUUCGGAUCUCUCGUUAUCAGCUCUUUUGGUUUCGGGCCCAGGAACUCACUCUUACUCGGAACGCCAGCGGGGUUGUUCGAUCUGGGAGGGAAGUUGUUCUUCACAUGGGUUUCCGACAAACUCAUGGACAGAAGUGGACCUGCCUUCAUUGCCAUCCUUUUCCCCAUGGUGGGAGGUAUUCUUAUGAUCACAGCCCACGCCAAGCCCGCCCUUCUCAUCGGAUACUACUUGAUCAGUGUAUCAGGCUCGGCUUGGUGUUUGGUCAUGGUUCUCAUCUCCAACAACACGCUCGGAUACACUAAAAAAGCGACGGUUAGUGGUGCCCAGAUCAUUGCCUAUGCGUGUGGCAACUGGAUCGGCCCCCAGACCUUUAGAUCAAACGAGGCACCAGAUUACCCAACCGGAAAGACUCUUGUUGCAAUCAUGUACGGACUGUCCGCAUUGGUCUUGCUUGCGAUCCGUGUGCUCAAUAUUUACGAGAACCGUCGGCGCGACCGCUUGCAGACAGAAUCCGGCACGCUGGAGUUGACGGAGGAGGAUGAGCAGAAUAAAUUUCUAGAUCUCACGGAUUUCGAACAACCACAUUUUCGCUAUGUCCUUUGA
Messenger RNA from Lachnellula hyalina, 1554 nucleotides. RefSeq names its product putative transporter. Bases 1 to 1554 code for a protein of 517 amino acids. Lineage: Eukaryota; Fungi; Ascomycota; Leotiomycetes; Helotiales; Lachnaceae. Gene Ontology annotation, molecular function: transmembrane transporter activity. The transcript has 4 exons. The record is from RefSeq and is a predicted model, not a curated record. Gene Ontology annotation, biological process: transmembrane transport. Gene Ontology annotation, cellular component: membrane.